AAAAAAUAUCGAGUCUGCGAAGCAAGCUAGCUCUUAAGUAACGAUGCAGAUAAGAACGAUAGCAAUCAACGGCAUGGAAUGUAGAAAUGUGAUAAUUGUAGUAUUGUUUAAAUCAAUCUUCUUAUAGGUCGAGAACACGAAAAAUGGAAGAGAAGUAUAUUUUUUGUGAUAUUUAACUACUGACAAACUCCCUUUUAGUGAUAAAUCUUCUGUGCUUCAAUACGACAGAAAUUCUAUGUGGGGAAAAUGACAAAUUUGAGGCUUUUUCUUUCUAUUGUUUUUGGGUGUUGUGAUUGGUUGAAAACCUCAAGCUCAAAAGUAAACGUCUUAAGAAGCGACUUUUAGUUCAUAUUUUUUCACAAACAUCUCUCCAUAGGUUGAUACAUCCCCAGUAGAAAAUCUCAAAAUUCUGAUGUGGGGCAAGCGAUAAGCCGCAAAACAAUAGAAAGCGCUAUCGUUCUUAUUAGAGCAUUACUUAACAAGCAAAACAGGAGAAAUGGCAUUGAAUAUAAAAAAUUCGAUCAUAUUUAAUACCAUUUCUCCUAUAGUCAACUUAAUGAGCUAAAACUCGCGCUCUCACUAAUAUCGAGUUGCCCUUUUUUCUGGUGUUCAUUUUGACAACCAUUUUAAGGGGGUUGGGUCACGUGACCUGUUAUUGCAAAGGCCUAUCUUAAAGAGAACGUACGUUACUUCAGUGAAGAUAAUAAGCAUGAAAAAAUACAAAAACUAAGUAUGUUUUUGAGACAAAUUAUGAACAAGGGGUUGAAAGGAAGGAAAGCUCUGUCAACAAAAAAAUUUAAAUCUUCUAAAAAGAAUCGGGUGAUCAUUCGAGAAGAUUGAUGGUCCCGAAGAAAACGUAUUUUCAGUCACACUGCCGUUCAAAAUUGAUGUCGUAGCUGUAGUUAAAGCUCAAAUUUUCAUUCUGCUAUCAUUUUAAGGGAUCCCUCGGGGAUUGAAUUAAUUGACACCUUUAAGAGCUGCUGUUCCUUCUCGACUACCCUUCAAAGCAACAAGAGACUCCCUUGCAGUUACCAUGGAAACCAAACAUCGCACGGGGAAGCAUACCGCUGAACAGCCCAAAGAGUCACAUAGCAACGGAACAACCAUGAACGGGACGAGCCAAUCAGCUGCUUCUUCCAAAGAACGGCUGAACAAUGAGAAUGUGAACAUCUCUGGUGUCCCUGGGUUGAGUAUAAACAUCCUUGGCACCUUCAUGUUACUAUGGCCUCCCCUCUUCGUCUGGUAUUUUUGGCUCGCUUGUAACUCGUACCAGUGCUCUCUGGGCUCGCUCGGUCACGAGUUAAUGGCUCGCUUCCAGGAAGGUACGGUGCUCGAGUUUGUCAGGAAGAACAUCCCGGAAGUGACGACAGAAGCAAUAGUUGUCUUCACCUGUUGGAUGGUUCUUCAGGUCAUUUUGUACCUAGUCCUUCCCGGUAGAAAAGCUAAAGGUAACCCAACGCCAGCUGGUAAUGCGCUGCCUUACAACUGUAACGGAAUGAAUGCUUGGUUAGUCACUCAUGCCUUGUUUCUCGCUGGUGUUAAACUUGGUUACUUCAAGAUGUCCAUCGUCUACGAUCACUGGGGAGCUCUACUGGUGUUAGCCAACAUCUUUGGCUUCGCGCUGACAAUGUUAUCUUACAUCAAGGCGUUUGUUGCUCCCAGUCACAAGGAAGACCGCUGCUUCAGUGGAUCGUUUUUCUAUGAUCUAUUUAUGGGAGUGGAACUAAACCCUAGGAUAGGAGACUUUGACUUUAAGCUCUUCUUUAACGGACGUCCAGGAAUAGUAGCCUGGACGCUUAUCAACUUGUCGUUCGCCGCCAAGCAGUACGAAAACCUGGGCUACGUCACUAACUCCAUGUUGAUUCUGAACAUCCUCCAAGCAUUUUACGUCAUUGAUUACUUCCUGAACGAAGUCUGGUACCUGAGAACCAUCGACAUUGCGCAUGACCAUUUUGGGUUCUACCUCGCCUGGGGUGACAUGGUGUGGCUUCCAUUUAUGUACACGCUCCAAGCCGUCUACCUUGUCUAUAAUCCCGUCAAUCUACCACUUUGGGCGGCAGCUGGAGUCUUCAUACUAGGUAUGGCUGGCUACUUCAUAUUUAGGUCGGCGAAUUCACAGAAGGACUAUUUCCGCGCGCAAAUCAAGAAGACUGGGCAGUGCGUUAUCUGGGGUAAGCCCGCAGUGUACAUUCCGGCGGAGUACAGUACAUCCGAUGGCGAGGUUAAGAAGUCUUGUUUACUCGCUUCUGGUUGGUGGGGGAUAUCGAGGCAUUUUAACUAUGUUGGUGAUCUGAUGAAUUCCCUGUCCUAUUGUCUUGCUUGUGGUGUCAGUCACAUGUUGCCGCAAUUCUAUUUUGUUUAUAUGACGAUCCUAUUGGUUCACCGCGCCUUCCGUGAUGACGUCAAGUGUAAUCAAAAGUACGGCCCAUUUUGGAAGAGGUAUUGCCAAAAGGUUCCUUACAAGAUCAUUCCAUAUGUGUUCUAGAUACAUCUGGGUAUGGAACAAUGCUCAAGAAUGAAAACAGGGCAGGAAAAUUGAAUUGAUUGAGAGGAAAAGCGCACUCGUCGUCAGAAAUUGAUUUAUCAAACUAAAUUGACCUCUUCACCUUGGACGUAAUGUUUUCCCAUUUCAGACCACGUGUCCUUCUUAUGAGAUUAAGAUUCUUCGUUUCAAAGGUAUCAAUGUUCAUGUGUCUUCUCAUGCGCAACCGUUAAACAAAAAAUAAUACUCAAGGAAAUGACAGGUGGUUUAAAAUGGGAAAACAUUACGUCCAAGCUAAAGAUAUAUAUUCUGAAUGAUGCAUUGAUAGUUUGCAAGCAUAUCCAAGAGAGUCAAAUGAUAAAGGCAUGGCGGCCGUUUUGGUGGUAUAAAAGGAGGCAAUUGGCAUUAGGGACUUUAAGAUUUGCAAAAUCUACGACGGCGACGUCAACCGGAAGUGUAAAUAAUUUCUCUUUGGGGUUCUGUUCAUUGGAGAUUUCAUUCAAAACAUUAUGUUAGUAAAGUCAACUCAUCCACAGGGAAGACAGAUUUUAGACUCGAAAUCCCAAAGCGAAAUAAUUUACGCUUCCGGAUGAAGUCGCCGUUGCAGAUUUUGCAGUUCUUAAAGUCCUUAAUACCACCAACAUGGCGGCGAUGGCGUAACUUGCAAACAAAGAAUAAUGCAUUUCAGACUGAUAUUUUUAAAGAACAGAAAACCUCAUUCUAAAAGGUGUUGAAUUGGAAAAUUCAUGUGAAUAGUCCCCUUCAUAGUUCCCUGCGCCAUCUUAAAAGGUCACCAUGCCUUUGCAUCGAAGCGAGACGAACCGUGAGCUUGCAAUGAUAGAGACCUUUUUUAGCACCUUGAAC
Actinia tenebrosa (Australian red waratah sea anemone) is the source of this 3346-nucleotide messenger RNA. RefSeq names its product 7-dehydrocholesterol reductase. Gene Ontology annotation, biological process: cholesterol biosynthetic process; brassinosteroid biosynthetic process. Gene Ontology annotation, cellular component: endoplasmic reticulum membrane. Gene Ontology annotation, molecular function: 7-dehydrocholesterol reductase activity. The record is from RefSeq and is a predicted model, not a curated record. NCBI's taxonomy places the organism in Eukaryota, Metazoa, Cnidaria, Anthozoa, Actiniaria, Actiniidae.